Gigantopelta aegis is the source of this 480-nucleotide messenger RNA. RefSeq names its product iduronate 2-sulfatase-like. Gene Ontology annotation, molecular function: iduronate-2-sulfatase activity. The record is from RefSeq and is a predicted model, not a curated record. Lineage: Eukaryota; Metazoa; Mollusca; Gastropoda; Neomphalida; Peltospiridae. The coding region runs from base 1 to 480 and encodes 159 amino acids. The transcript has a single exon.
AUGGUUAGCGUCCCUGGACUGACAGAUCACGGAGUUGUUACAGAACAGCUGACAGAAUUCGUCGAUCUUUUCCCAACUCUUGUAGAUGCAGCUGGAUUGCCUCCCUUACCCUUCUGUCCUGUCGAUUCGGCGGAUAUCGCAACGUGUACAGAAGGAAUGAGUCUGAUGCCACUGAUGAAAAAUCCAAAUGCAAAAUGGAAGACUGCAGCAUUUUCUCAGUAUCCGAGACACGGAUCUAGGGUGAUGAGCUACUCUAUUCGGACUGACCGCUACAGAUACACGGAGUGGGCCAAGUUUCAUGGUAAACCGGUCUACAAGCCAGACUGGAGAACCCUGUAUGGGAUAGAGCUAUAUGACCACCAACAUGACCCGCAAGAGAAUAUCAACCUCAUCAAUGACCCACAGCACGCGGCAACACGACACCAUCUGAGUCAGCGACUUAGAGCUGGGUGGCGCGCAGAGGUUCAAGGGUUGAAGUAG